CUUGAAGCGGGGAAGCAACUCUACAGUGCUGGCCGUGGUAGGAGACUCGGAAAGUCGGAACACAGCUCGCUCGCUCGCAGCAGUGACAGCUCGAGCGGAGUGCCAAGAUUGGGCGGGUACGCUCGCGCUGGCGUCCUGUUCGUUCCUGCCUCGGCGAGCUAUCUGCUGAUCCCUCUGGCUGAGCUGCAGUCUCGUGAAACGACCAGACCAGUCAAGACCGCAUAG
Mixia osmundae IAM 14324 is the source of this 225-nucleotide messenger RNA. RefSeq lists its product as uncharacterized. Lineage: Eukaryota; Fungi; Basidiomycota; Mixiomycetes; Mixiales; Mixiaceae. The record is from RefSeq and is a predicted model, not a curated record. The annotation marks the transcript as partial. The transcript has a single exon.